AUGGUGGUUUUCUCUCAGAACAAGUUUUUGCGUUAUUUCUUUCUACUGUCUGACUUAAUGUGUGUCGUCUUAGGGCGUCUGGGGCGAGCAGAAAGCGAAGUGUCCAAGAGAGGAGUGCAGACCCGGGCUGAUGGAUUUCUAUCAUCAUGUGCUGACUGGGGUGCGUUGAUGAACGAAAAGUACAAAGUAGCAGCUUAUUGCAGGUCAACAACUGGCGGAUGGCGGUGGUCCGUGCUCAACCUGAACUCCUGUCUUGUCAACGUCCAGGGUGAACUCAAAGCGCAAGACGACGGGCUUUUCUUCCGCACAUGUGGCCCUUGCUGGCAUGACAACUCAACUUCAUCUUGGGCGAAUUAUGCGUGCAGUUGCGAGAUCUCGGCGGGAGCGGGACGUCAUACCGCGCAUGGGAUUGACCUCAAUAACCUUGUUGGGAAUGAUGACGGUGUCCUCUUCUGUGGCAAUCAAAGAACCCAUGGCGAAAUGGUGGACGAGGGGAGUGUCACUUGGUCAGGGCCUCACCUAUUCAUUACAGGGUCCUAG
Molecule: messenger RNA, 540 nt
Organism: Colletotrichum destructivum
Lineage: Eukaryota; Fungi; Ascomycota; Sordariomycetes; Glomerellales; Glomerellaceae
Product: Putative cyanovirin-N
Exons: 3
Coding region: 1-540 (179 amino acids)
Source: RefSeq, a predicted model, not a curated record